UAACCUUAGCAACCCCAGCCUAAACCCUACCCCUACCCCAAUACCUAACCAUUAAGAGUCAUCUGAUGCCCUGAGGACGCGUGCUAGGGGAUACUCCAGCGUGCUGCGUGUCUGCGCCCCAGGUCGACACGGUGCACGCAUCAUACAGUGCUGCUGGAGCGGCCUGUCUGCUGCACUGCGUUUUAUUUGUGUCAUUACGAAGCAGGGGCUGCGGCUGCAUUGGGAAACGCAAUUGAAAGCGUGGUGGGAGGCGCUUUGUUUGCGUUCUUCACUCAGCCCCUUAGCCUAGUCCCGACCAAAGCGUGCUUCCGUCCCGUGUACCAUCACCCUCAAACCUAACCCCGAGCAAAGCGUGCUUCCGUCCCGUCUACCACACCGUAUUAGCUGCGAGCUCAAGUAAAGAGAAACCCGGGUCUGGAGAAGGCGAAGCGAGCGAGCGGUAGACUAGCACUGUAGCCUGUAGUAAUAACCAUACAAGCGGCAUGGCGACGGACAACUCCUGCAUCGUGCUCAGUGAUGAGGAGCAAGGCUAUGACCUGGAUCUGUUCUGUAUCCCCAAGCACUAUGCGGACGACCUGGAGCGAGUCUUCAUCCCACACGGCCUCAUCAUGGACAGGACGGAGCGCCUGGCCCGUGACAUCAUGCGUGAUAUGGGCGGUCACCACAUCGUGGCGCUGUGCGUCCUGAAGGGCGGGUACAAGUUCUUCGCUGACCUGCUGGAUUACAUCAAGGCCUUGAACCGCAACAGUGACAAGUCCAUCCCCAUGACAGUGGACUUCAUCAGGCUCAAGAGCUACUGUAAUGAUCAGUCGACGGGUGAAAUCAAAGUUAUCGGGGGAGACGACCUUUCUACACUGACUGGGAAGAACGUCCUGAUAGUUGAGGACAUUAUCGACACAGGCAAAACCAUGAAGACUUUACUGAAGUUGCUGAAACAGUUCAACCCCAAGAUGGUAAAGGUGGCGAGCUUGCUGGUGAAGAGAACGCCCAGAAGCGUCGGAUACAGACCAGACUUUGUAGGAUUUGAAGUUCCUGACAAGUACCUCGUGGGAUAUGCGCUAGACUAUAACGAGUACUUUAGAGAUCUCAAUCAUAUCUGUGUGAUCAGUGAACACGGCAAAGAGAAGUACAAAGCAUGAAGAGCCCUGACCAACGCCGAGCUGGGAAUGAUUCUAUUCUUGUGAAUUGUUAGAUUGUUUUAUAUUUUAAAAGCAAUGCUUUAAGGAUCUGUUUUGUAUUUGCUGUUUCUUGGUGGCACGGGACCCUUCCAGCGUCCCCCAACACACCGUGGAGGCUGCUGUCCCUCUCGAACCUGCACCCAGCCACUCGCUGUCCAAAGCGUUUAUUAGAGACACGCGCACUUCAUGCUUUGGUGUCAAUUAAAAUAUUACAGCUGUUAGUAAAUCCAGAGGGAGCUCCUGAUAAUCGUCCGUGCAGACGCUGCAGUGAAACGAAGAACACUCGAAACAUGACCGUUCAAACCACACUGAGCUGUGGAGAAAGAGAGAAAUAUGGACGAGGUGUGACUGCAUUUUUAUAUGCUGCUGAUACACCGCCUUCCAAAAAACCAAAAAAAUAUAUAACUAUAUAACUACAUAUACACACGCUGUCCCCUUAAUCAAGUUGAUUUCAGUCACUCGUGUUUUUUUGCUUUGUUUUAUAUUCACAAUUCCAGGGUUCAAUGCAGCAUGAAACAUUAUACAGUUUUAUAAAGCAGGCCGGGUCUUUUAAAAAGAAACGAGCAGAAAACAAAGAGACUUCAGCUGCAAAAAAAAAAAAAAGAAAAAGCAGGCCUCCCAGUGAACUCGAGGGCAUGUAAAGUAUAAAGCAGCCGCGUUCUGACCCUGAACUGAAGCGGAGGCUUCUCACGAUUAGUGUAAUUUAAAUUGUUGAAUGUUAAUUGUCUGUUGGUCUAAAUUAAAGCAUCAUUGCAACA
Acipenser ruthenus (sterlet) is the source of this 1936-nucleotide messenger RNA. RefSeq names its product hypoxanthine-guanine phosphoribosyltransferase. Gene Ontology annotation, biological process: GMP salvage; purine ribonucleoside salvage; IMP salvage. The transcript has 9 exons. Lineage: Eukaryota; Metazoa; Chordata; Actinopteri; Acipenseriformes; Acipenseridae. Bases 483 to 1139 code for a protein of 218 amino acids. The record is from RefSeq and is a predicted model, not a curated record. Gene Ontology annotation, molecular function: magnesium ion binding; hypoxanthine phosphoribosyltransferase activity.